Messenger RNA from Lepisosteus oculatus (spotted gar), 2962 nucleotides. It is a transcript of the gene klf4, whose product is annotated as Kruppel like factor 4. Gene Ontology annotation, molecular function: DNA-binding transcription factor activity, RNA polymerase II-specific; RNA polymerase II cis-regulatory region sequence-specific DNA binding. Lineage: Eukaryota; Metazoa; Chordata; Actinopteri; Semionotiformes; Lepisosteidae. The record is from RefSeq and is a predicted model, not a curated record. Gene Ontology annotation, biological process: regulation of transcription by RNA polymerase II.
UGUAUUCAUUCAACAGUUUUUAUCCAUGCAUUAUGGUCUUUAUUUGUCCAAACUGUUCUGUUGGGUUGCUAAAUCCGGUUCUUCGCAUUAAAAAUAAAUAAAAGCAAACAACAGCACACACAGGGCCUCCCUGUUGCUAUCGCUGUGUUUUGAUACAAACACAGUAACAAGAGACGUCAUUCGUUUUUUUUCUUCUUUGCAAACUAGCUGCUGCCAAGGCGCUGUUUCGUCACUGCCUCUACCAGUCCGCCGAAGUUACUGUUUUUUCCCGUUGUCGGAGCAACAAGGAAGGCGUGUCCUUGAACAUGAUUUAAUAAGUAGGGAAGCCCUCUUCACGCGGUCUGUCGGUCGUUCGGGCAAUAGAAGCCAGUCUCUCCAUGGCAGCGACUAUACCAAAGCGUAGAGGGAAUCCCCGGGUCUCGCCUCUUUCGUGAUCAAUUUGCAUCACCAUUCCACAACUGCUGCUGAACUUCUCCAUGUGCUGCUUCCUCUAGAUAUUGGCAUAACGCACACUACCGCUGUAUAAACCUAUGCAAAACAGGCUGUGCAGUUUCUGUACAGAAUAUUUGAAAUUUCUGAGGCGAAUACAAAAACAAGUUAUUUAUUGAUGAGGCAGCCACCAAGUGACUUCGAUAUGGCUCUGACCGGGACGCUUUUGCCAUCCAUAUCUACUUUCGCCGGCGUCGAGGACAAGUCCAUGGGACCUGAACCUGCUAACACUAGAUGGAAAGAGGAGCUGUCCCAUCUGAAGAGAGCAUGUGCUCCUGCUGGAGCAACAGGACCAGGCCAGGAUAACCCCACUGCCUUGACCAAAAAAGAGCCUGAAGACCUGGACUUGUUGGACUAUGAUUUUAUCCUGUCAAACUCUAUGCAGCAACAAGAGCCAGUAAUCACCACUUCCAAGAACUUGGCUCCAUCUCCUGGCUCAUACCCCUAUCAACUGCCAUCACCCCAGGGCACUGCCAGCAAUGUGUUAUACAACAGGGACACCUCUGCCUCAUUCACUAUCCCAGACAUCAAUGAUGUUUCCCCCUCUGGGGGCUUUGUGGCAGAGCUCAUGAGGCCAGAACUAGAUCCAGCAUAUUUGCAGAUUACUAGUUUACAUGGAAAAUUUGUUGUCAAGACCACUAUGGAUAUGGCGGACUACAGCCAGACCAUAAAUAUCAGCAAAAGCAGUACUGUCGCAAAUGCCUCUCUGCCCUUCACCUGUCACAGAAUCAAACAGGAGAAUCCCAGCACUUGCACCGUCACCAGACCUGUGGAUCUGCACCAAGGAAGUAAGUCAGCCUCUGGGAGUAGCCAAAAAUCCCUGGUGGACCAGCACAACUUUCCUUCUGGGCAGCCAGUGACAGGUUGCCCUUCCACAUCACUCUCUGCAGAGGAAGUCAUGAAUAGAGAACACCAUCUCUCCCCAGAGGUUUUAAACCACCCACCACUGUCUCUUCCCCAGGGCUACCAUACUUCUGUUAACUACCCUUCUUUCCAGCAGCAAUCUUCACUGCAAUACCAAGAGCUCAUGUCCCAAGGAAACUGCUUGCCAGAGGAACCCAAACCCAGACGAGGCCGUCGAUCUUGGCCAAGGAAAAGGAUAGCAACCCACACAUGUGACUAUGUGGGCUGUGGCAAAACCUACACUAAGAGCUCUCACCUCAAGGCACAUCAUCGUACUCACACAGGAGAGAAGCCUUAUCAUUGUGAUUGGGAGGGAUGUGGCUGGAAAUUUGCCCGCUCUGAUGAACUGACACGCCACUACAGGAAACACACAGGACAUCGCCCAUUCCAGUGUCAGAAAUGUGACCGGGCUUUUUCAAGGUCAGAUCAUCUGGCAUUGCACAUGAAGCGGCACUUGUAAAUUGACAGUCAAAAAAUAGGACCUGUACUAAACUGCCUUUGUACAGUCUGCAUUCUAGCCUCAUCUCCUCGGGGCAAGGAACUGCUGCCAGAGCUGUAACUUCAAUGCUAUGACACUAGUCUUCCAGAGCCUAGAGAUUUCCUAAUUCACUACAGAUAUCACAGAUAUUAGUCAUCCCAAGACGAUCACUCUCUGUUUAAGUGAUGGUCUUCUGAACUGGAAUUUCUGCUUUUACCAGGGCGAGACUUGGAGGACCAGGUGCCAAAACAUGACUUGAAAAUAGUAGACAUCAGGGAAAAAAACAGAACGACUUUGACCAACAACAUUCCCUUUGUCUUCCCUUGAAUGUUGUUCAUUAAACAUAUAUAAACAGAUAUUUUUAAUAUUACUCUUGAAAGCCAUUUUUUACAUAUAUUCUUCAGGUACAAACGUAUUUUAUAGGAUUUUAUUGGAUGGUGCUCAUUGAUAUAAAUGUAUUUAAAGGUACCAAAGGGAAAAGGAAGCCAUUAGUGCCACAUGCUUGUCUGUGAUUUUUAUUGAAAUCUCUCUCCCACAUACUGUACUUGACCAAAAUCAGGUAAAUGUUUUUCCUUUUAAUGGUGAGGAUAAUCUAUCUGCUGUGGGUGCAAUGUGCAAUAACCUAUAAAGUUUAGUUACAGUAAAUUCAACAUGCAUUAAACACUCAGAACAAAGUAUUUUUGUCUAAAAAAUGUAAAAUAUUUUUAAGUAAUGUUUAGUUUUGUACAUCUGUAAAUAUAAACGUAUUUCUUAAGGAUGAUGUUUUAUGUAUUCUUUUACAAUUCCCUAAAUAAAACAAUAGUAUUUAAAUACAUUUUCUUUCACAAUGUUUCCAAAAAAAUGUGUUCUUAUCAACAUAUCAAUGUACAGUUUUUUUCAAUAUUGCUCUAGAAAGGAACACAUCUCUCAUUUUCCACUCUGUCCCUGACAGUUACAACCAAACCUGUCAAAAGAGGUUUAUAUAAAUGCCUAAAGAUAUUUUAACUACGAAAAAGAUUUUUACUGUGAUAGGUUCCCUUUAAGUAGUGUGAUGUCACUACCAUAUAUUUGUUUUUUGUUCUAAAAAAAUAAAUUUGUGUUCUUAUGUGUAAA